AUGGCAGCUCCGCGACCAAGGCAUCCUCCAUUGUGCGAGACCGACCAUGCCGCCUCCGAUCCGCGCGACUCUACCUCUUCACCUUCAGCCUUCGACCUCAAAGGCAAAGCACGAGCCUACGACACCCACCAAGAUGCAUUUUCAAUAUCUCCCUCCACCACUUCCGCCUCCUCCGUCACAUCGAUCCUCGGCAGCACAUCGGACAAGACCAGCUGGAAUUAUGUCCUGCGCUCUGGGUUUGCCGGCGGCAUCGCGGGCUGUGUCGCCAAAUCAGCCAUCGCCCCGCUAGACAGAGUCAAAAUCCUAUUCCAAGCGCAAAACCCCGAGUUCCAAAAGUACUCGGGCAAAUGGCUGGGCGUCUUCCAAGCCGGUCGCGACAUUGUGCGGGCCGAUGGUCCAUUUGCGCUGUUCCAGGGUCACAGUGCCACGUUGAUGCGCAUCUUUCCGUACGCAGCGAUCAAGUAUAUGGCGUACGACAAGCUGCAUUUCUACUUGAUGCCAACGAGAGAGAGCGAGACGUCGGGGCGUCUGUUCUUGGCGGGAUCAGCGAGUGGGGUGUUGUCGGUGUUCUUGACGUAUCCGUUGGAGCUGAUCCGCGUGCGGCUGGCGUUCGAGACCAAACGCAAGCGGCAGAAGGGUGGGUUGAGGAGGAUUAUAGGCAUGAUAUAUAGGGAAGGUACGACCGAGGCGCCGUUCAGCAGCGACGCAAGAAAAAGAGCGGCGCGAAUGGCACAGCAAGCGGCGCAGCAGGCGAAUCUCUCCACGUCGGCCACCCAGAGCGCCGCAACCUCGGCAGCUAGCUCCAUCGAAAGCGCUCUACGCGCCACGGAUCCGAACGUCCCCUCCUCCGCCGUCCCUGCAGGAAACAAGCUGCUAGCCAAAUAUCCGAUCCUCAAAUUCUACCGCGGCUUCAGCGUCACUGUCAUGGGCAUGAUACCCUACGCCGGGACCAGCUUUCUCGUCUUCGGCCGCUGUAAAACGCUGCUACAGGACCUCUUCCCGCCCUCGGAACCAUCAGCAAACACGCCGGGCAGCAGAAGACAGUGGUUCUGGCCCAGCAAGACCGCGGUCGACCUCGGGGCAGGCGCACUGGCGGGAGCACUCAGUCAGACCGCUGCAUACCCGUUCGAGGUCAUCAGGAGGAGGCAGCAGGUCGGCGGGAUCAUACGACCGGGCGCCAUGCUAGGCAUGUGGGAGACCGCGGCGUGGAUCUACAAGACGAGCGGGUGGAGAGGUUUUUACGUGGGGCUGAGCAUUGGGUUUUUGAAGGUCGUGCCUAUGACGAGCAUCUCUUUCGCCGUGUGGAUGGGGAUGAAGCGGCAGAUGGGCAUCUAG
Messenger RNA from Sporisorium graminicola, 1335 nucleotides. RefSeq lists its product as uncharacterized. The transcript has a single exon. NCBI's taxonomy places the organism in Eukaryota, Fungi, Basidiomycota, Ustilaginomycetes, Ustilaginales, Ustilaginaceae. The record is from RefSeq and is a predicted model, not a curated record. Bases 1 to 1335 code for a protein of 444 amino acids. Gene Ontology annotation, biological process: transmembrane transport.